AUGUCGUUAUUCAGUGUACAAGCGAGGAAGCAUACAGCUUAUUAUGACCAUCUAAUGUCAACAUCAACAUCCAGGACACCGGGCAGAGAGCGCCUGGCGGACCGAAAAGUGACAGAGGGUGCGCUGUGCAAAAGUGAGAGAACAUCCGGAGAGUCUGGAAGUGAAGACAGCAGGUCAUCUAAUAAAAGCCGACAGGUAAACAGGACGUAUGUCCUCUCUGCGCUGUCAAAAAGCGGCAACGGGCCGCAGACACCUUACCGUGGCCGACUCACUCUGCAGAGGAGGUCAAGGAGGAAGACCGGGUCUGAAACAGCGGAGAAAACCAUGUCUGAAAGCAGCCAGAACACUACACCAGCUCCGGAGAAGAGACUGACCCUGCAGCGCCGUACCAGAACUCCCUCAAUGGAUAAAAGCGCACACGGGGAGCUACAGGCCAGUGCCGCUGGGGUCAGUGCCGCUGGGCUCAGUGCCACUAGCCUGCAGCCAACGCCGAAAGUUCUUAGUGAUCCAAACGGUAGGGCACCUGGGUUAUUCAGGUCUACUAGUUUACGUGACACUGCUGCUCAUGUGGAAAACCAGAGGAGGCCGGCGUGCAUCAAGACGCCCUCUUCUUCCUCCACAAGCAGGCACGUAGAGGACCAGGGCCAAACCUUUAAAACCCCCACCAAAAAGACGCCGUUUGAGAAAGUCGCAGCCAAGAGAGACGUGUUCGAGAGACUGGCGGGGAAAGAAGCACCCAAAUUAGCUAUUGCAGUCAAAUCUGCUAGUCUGGAGAGGCCCAAAUCCCGAGCACAGCGAGCGGAGGACACAAAACCUGUCCCAGCUCCCCGGGCCAGCAAGGAGUCCGCAGGUGUUCACAGACCAAACGCCGCGCUGCAGGUGAGGAAGACAUCCACCUCAAGCCAAAAGGGAGACGUGACCCAGGCCAGGACCUCCACUCCAGCUCCAACACCUACUGAGCAGUCCCUGUCUCGCCCCUGUGAGGCUCUGAAGCAGCAGGAUUUAUUUAAGAUGGAAAACAGCGCAGUGACUGUUGCAGUCCGUGUCCGCCCUUUCAACGCCAGGGAGAAGGCAGAGAAGGCAUUGCAGGUCAUCUUCAUGAAUGGCCAGGAGACUGUUGUCCAGCACCCAGACUCCAAACAGAGCUACUCCUUCACCUAUGACUUCUCCCUCUGCUCGGUGGACGAGUGUGACCCUGCCUUUGCCAGCCAGCAGAUGGUGUAUGAGAUGCUGGCAAAGCCUCUGCUGCUGAGGGCCUUUGAAGGAUUUAACACAUGCCUGUUUGCUUACGGCCAAACAGGCUCUGGGAAGUCCUACACGAUGAUGGGCUUUGGAGAAGAGGAAGGGGUAAUCCCCCGAUUCUGCCAAGAGAUUUUUUCUAAAUUAGCAUCCAUGGAAAAUGAAGAGGUCAAAUGUCAUGUAGAGAUGAGCUACUUUGAGGUGUACAAUGAGAAGAUCCAUGAUCUGCUGGUGACUAGAGAUGAGCCAAAUCAGAGGAGGACGCCACUGAGGGUGAGGGAGCAUCCAGUCCAUGGUCCCUAUGUGGCAGACCUUUCUUUGAAUAUCGUGAGCUCUUACAAUGACAUUCAGGGUUGGCUGAAGCUGGGCAACAAGCAGAGAGCCACAGCAGCUACAGGAAUGAAUGACAAGAGCUCCAGAUCUCACUCUGUCUUCACCCUGGUUAUGACCCAGACUCAGACUGAGUUUGUGGAGGGCGAGGAACACGAUCACAGUAUCACCAGCAGGAUCAACCUGGUGGACCUGGCAGGCAGUGAACGCUGUAACUCGGCUCAGACAAGUGGAGACAGGCUCAGGGAAGGUGCUAGCAUCAACAAAUCCCUGCUCACCCUUGGGAAGGUCAUCUCUGCCCUGUCAGAACAGGCACUGACCAGAAAGAAGGUCUUCACACCGUACAGAGAGUCUGUCCUGACAUGGCUGUUGAAAGAGAGCCUCGGUGGUAACUCCAAGACGGCCAUGAUCGCCACACUGAGUCCUGCGGGCAGCAACGUGGAGGAAAGCCUAAGCACUCUGCGCUACGCCCAGCAGGCCCGCACCAUCAUUAACAUAGCAAAGGUCAAUGAAGACACCAGUGCCAAGCUCAUCAGAGAAUUGAAGGCUGAGGUGGAGAAGCUGCGAGCAGCACAGAUGAGCUCCCAGGGCGUGGAACCAGAGAGGGUCAGGCUGUUUCAGCAGGAGAUCGCUGCCUUGAAGAACACACUCUGUCAGCAAGAGAGGGAAAUGGUUGAGGCCAACCGGGCAUGGAGAGAGAAACUGGAGCAAGCUGAAAUCCGCAAACGUGAAGAGACCAAAGAGUUGCAGAAAGCAGGUGUGACAUUCAAAGUGGACAAUCGUCUUCCUAACCUGGUGAACCUGAACGAGGAUCCUCAGCUCUCGGAGAUGCUUCUCUACAUGAUCAAAGAGGGUCGAACCACAGUGGGCAAGCUCAAGUCUGAGUCCAGCCAUGACAUCCAGCUGACAGGAGCUCUCAUUGCUGACCAACACUGUGUUAUAACCAACAUCCAGGGUACUGUCAGCAUCACUCCCAUGGAAAACGCCAAAACCUUUGUUAAUGGAAACCUCACAUCUGAAUCCACUGUCCUACACCAUGGUGACAGGGUGAUUCUUGGUGGAGACCACUACUUCCGCUUCAAUCAUCCAGCAGAGGUGCAGUCUGGGAAGCGGGUGUCAUGCUGGACAGGCGCAGGCGAUGGCCACAAAGAUUUUGAAUUUGCCAAAAAUGAGCUACUUGCAGCUCAAAGGGCUCAGCUGGAGGCAGAAAUUGAAGAAGCCCAUUUGAAGGCGAAAGAAGAGAUGAUGCAGGGAAUCCAGAUGGCCAAAGAGGUUGCCCAGAAGGAGCUAUCUGACCAGAGGGCGCUCUAUGAGGAAAGGAUCCAAGACCUGGAGAGAGAGCUGAACGGGGAGAAUAAGCGGAAGCGUCAACAGGAGUUGGACCAGGAGAGGGUGGCCAGCCAGAUGGCAGAGCUGAAAAUGGCCAAGAUGGAGCUGGAGCAGGAGGUGGACGCCCACAAGAAACGUCUCCGCCUGCACAUGGAGGCCCAGGCGAUGGAGGAACAUCGUGUGCAUCAAGCGAGGAUUGUUGAGGCCCUGGAGGCGGAGAAGACAAAGAUCAGCAAAGAGCUGGAGGAGAUGCAGAAAAAAAGAGCCAUGAGAGAAAAUCAUACUCUCCAAAAUGUCUCUCCACAGUGGGAUGCCAUGAAGUUGUCCCUGAUGAUUGAGGAAGCCAAUAAGAUCAGUGCAAAACUGAAGAAAAACACAGUCUUCAGCAGACACGAAAGCUCAGAUGAUAAGAACCUGGAGCAGGGUGGUCUGCUACAGGUGCGCGUUCAAAACACAAAGCUGGGGAUCUCCACUUUUUGGAGCCUGGACAAGUUCCAAAACAACAUUGCUGCCAUGAGGGAAUUCGAGCAGGGGGAUUCCACCUCAAAAGAUGACGAUGUGUUUUAUGACCCUGAUGAUGAGUGGGAGCAAGAUAUAUCGGCCUCCUCUGCUGCCACCUCCUCCUUCUCCCGCCGAAGGAGCAGAAGCUUGUUGAAGAGCAGGAGAAUCUCAGGGCGCCUCUACGAGAUCCGGGUCCAUCCGAUUCAGAGCCUCCACAAUGCCUACUCACAGUCUGCUGGCUUGAUGGGUGUGGUCAAACCGCCCUCCACCCAUUCCGGCAGAGCAAACUUUGCCGUGCCUGGCAUCUGCAAGGAGUUGAUUGGCCAGUCAGUGGCCCGGCUGCGUGGUUGUAGUGCGACAGAAGAGAGCGUUGUGGACAGGCUGGUCUCUGAUCUGCACCUGGUGAAUGUGGCGGUUCAGAUCAUAUCUGACCUAUACAACGUCCUGGAUGAUGACAGCCAGGAAAAUGUGUUUGUGUGUAAUGUGGUGGCCCAGACGCAGCUGGUCAGGGCCACCACAGCCAUAGAGAGUGCAGUGUUUGUUACAAUGCAGUGGUUGGCCAGCAUUAAGCCCUCCUCCGGCCUGCUCUACACCGUCGCUGAGGAACUCAAGAGCCAAGUCAAGAAGAUGGGGGGAUUCUUCCAGCUGCUCGUUCAGGGUUGUGAAUCUGAGAUCACAUCAAUGGUGACGGAGGCACGGAGGAAGAGCAGUCAAUGCCUGGAUGCAGCAUUGCUUGCGCUUGGCCACCUUGCGGCAAUGACGGGUAUGCCACAGAAUGCCGUGGAGGGGGCUGCCCAGGCCACAGGCAAGCAAUCACUUGUCAUGUGUCUGCUGAAGGGGACCAAUAAGGGCAUCCGCUCUCUCUUAGAGGAGAGCCUCACCAUCACCAGAGAAAUGCUGAGAGAGGCUCAGCUGGCCUACCCCAGGACCCCAGUCAUGCAGAGCCUGAAAUCCAAGUCGCUUGACUUAGCCCGCGCUCUGCAGAGCUACAUGCAUUGUCAUAUCACGGGGAGGGAGACUGACCCAGAGGAGGGGGAGGCGGAGGAGGAUGAGGAGGCCUCAGCUUGCCAUUUGCAAAAACUGAGGACUUCAGCGAUGAAGCUGUUCCAGCUGAACAAGGCCAUCAGACAGCUGCAUUCAUCUCUGUCUACCGCCCUGCGAGGAAAACACAGAGACUCCACCCUCAGCGGCUGCAGAGAGCUGAUCUCCUCUGCCAAGGCUGUAGAUAAGCUGAUCACUGGUCUGUCCAAGGAAGGAGCAUUGACGCUGUCCCUACAGCUUCCCAGUCUCCAGAGCGUCAUGGCUGCACAAGACGAGCUCCAAUCCGCCCUGCAGUCCCUGUCCUCCUGGAGCCAAGAGGGGCAAGGAGAGAGCAGGAGCUCUGCCACUUCAGAAAAGAGCACACAAGACAAAAUUUUAACCAAAGAGAGCACUACCCCUCACAGUGCUGUUAGAAAUCGAGUCGUGAGUAAGAUAGUCUACACCUUCCCUCCAGAUGUGUUGUCCAAAGGCAGCCCACACUGGGUGUGAUGUGCAUUUAUACUAUGUCAUUCUUUAAUAAUGUGCUCGCAUCAUGUAUGAUUGUACUGUCAAUAUGAGAAAACUUUGAAUUGAGCCUCCUGCUGGUAAGAAGAAUUUUUCAAAACAAUAUAGAAACUUUUACUACUUCAAUAAAUUCACUUGGCUUGAUUUGACAAGGACCCAAAUCUUUUAUAUUGCAUGUCACUAUUGAGUAAACUGCAGACUCCUGGUAAAGACUCCGCCUAAUAAUAAGUUUUGAAUGGGUCAUGCAGCAGACACUGCACAGACUUCUUUAGUGUUGCCAUCCAAGUUGAUAAAAUUAUUUUUGUAAUAUCACAUAGCACCAACUCUAAUAAAGUGAAUCUAAUAAAUAUGGCAAACAAGUGGAUUUAAUAUGUGGACGCUUCAAAACUACAGCGAUAAUUCCCAUCAUCAUGUCACUUCUGAUAUGGUGUGAAAAGCAAGAUGUGCUGGAGAUUAUUUCUUAAGUCUAGUAAUAAUUUGCUACUAAAAGCUUUAAAGGUAUUUUGGAUACAUUUAUUGGGACUUAAACUCUACACAUGGUGGUCCCUUAACAGUGUCAUUCAUGAUGUAUAAUCAAAAUUAGUAACAGUUAUUGGCUAUAAAGAGAAUGUUCACAUAUGCUGUACCAGGCCUCCUCUGUUGUACUUUAUUGUUCAGAGGCCACUAAAUUAUUCUUUUUUUUUUUUUUUCAUUUUAUAUGAAUUGAUACAGGAGGACAAUAUUGAGCAGCUCAGGUAGUGUUUUGUUAAAAAAAUAAUGAAGGGUUUUCUCCCUAUUCUGUUGUACAUAAUUUCUUUCUUGUAUAAAGGCAUGAUGUGUCCUCAUUUGCAUGAGGUUUCGCUCUUGUAUGAUGUAUAACAUGUACUACACCAAUUAGCACUCCAGGAGAGACUGCUUUCACAAAAGAGUGUUUUAUGUCCUUUUGGUAUUGUGUAUCACAUGGUCAAGAAAAUUAUAUUUCAAAACAAUAUAGAAACUUUUACUACUUCAAUAAAUUCACUUGGCUUGAUUUGA
Molecule: messenger RNA, 5958 nt
Organism: Micropterus salmoides (largemouth bass)
Lineage: Eukaryota; Metazoa; Chordata; Actinopteri; Centrarchiformes; Centrarchidae
Gene: kif14
Product: kinesin family member 14
Exons: 29
Coding region: 1-4929 (1642 amino acids)
Biological process (GO): microtubule-based movement
Molecular function (GO): microtubule binding; ATP binding; microtubule motor activity
Source: RefSeq, a predicted model, not a curated record